AUGCGCACAAUCUUGUUCAUGGUCGUUAGCCAUCUCAUACUCACCCUCUCCCCAAUCCUGACCCUCCUUCUACUGCUCAUGAUCAUGAUGCCAGUGGUCAUCGGCACUGUCAUCGUGAGAAGAGCAGCUGGUGCGCAGAUUCUGAAUUUCGAGCUGUGGGCCAUUCAGGCGUUGGUGACCUGCUUCUUCAUCGACACGCCCACUGACCCUGCGAAGCUCUUCCAGGUGAUGGAUGGACUUCUCCGUGAAGGAGGCGUCUGGGUGAAUAUAGGGCCGCUGAACUGGAAGAAGGAGGCCCGGCUGAAGCUGAACUUCGACGAAAUCGUCGGCAUCUUUCAGCGCAAAGGCUAUGAGUUCGUGACGCAGAAGAAAAUGGAAGUGGACUACCAUAUGCCUCGCGGGGAGAAGAUGUAUACGGAGUCCUACAACGUCGCUCUUACUGCCGCGGUCAAGCGCAAGCGAGACGUCCGGGAGCUCCAAAGGCGCCUUACGCAGGUCAUCCUGGAGGUCGGGCCGGAGGCUUUCGAUGCGCGCGGCAUCUCGAGCCUCUUCUAUGCUUGGGGCAUCAUGCGCUUCAAGUCCAAGCUCAUCAAGCCUUUCUGCAUCAACGCAAGGAAGCGUCUGAAUGAGUUUGACCCACAGAGCAUCGCGAACAUGGUCUUCGGCAUCGGUCUUCUUGGUCUGAAAGGCGAGGCGCGCAUUUUGGAUGCUGUGGGCAAGAAUGUGCCGAACCGACUGGACGAGUUCCACCCAGAGGAAGUCACCAGCAUGGCCGGUGACCAAGUUGUGGGAAGUGCAGGGAUGAAGGUGUAG
Molecule: messenger RNA, 813 nt
Organism: Symbiodinium sp. CCMP2592
Lineage: Eukaryota; Dinophyceae; Suessiales; Symbiodiniaceae
Source: the annotation of a GenBank genome assembly